GACCCUCCAGCUGAUUUCGUUACUGCAUGUAGUGUUCUGUUUGUAGCCAUUGCUGCACGGUCGUGUUCACAUCGUCAUCGUCGUGUUUUUGUUUUUAUAAACCUGCCGUUAUGGCUCAUACAGCACAAGCAAAUGCCUUCGACGCCAACAACCCUCAAAUCCAGGUGGAACACGACAAAAAGCGUCGACAGUUUGUCAUAAGACUAAACGGGUCUCACGAUCGUGCAGUUCUUCUGUAUGAAUACGUUGGGAAGAAGACGGUGGACCUGCAACACACUGAAGUUCCAGAUGCUUACAGAGGGAGAGGAAUUGCCAAACACCUGGCCAAGGCGGCCAUGGACUUUGUGGUGGAAGAAGAUCUGAAAGCUCACCUGACCUGUUGGUACAUUCAGAAAUACGUCAAAGAAAAUCCUCAACCUCGUUACUUCGAACAUAUUUACCAAUGACCUCACGUGGUGCCAAAAGACAGGCGAGAGAGAGAGAGUGACUCUCAGAAGUGAGAUAAGCUUUGGAUUUAAAGGCUUCCAUACAAAAAAAGACCUUCCAGGCAUUGUGAGAAGGAAGCAGCUGAUCUCCUUGCACGAAACUUCAACGCUGACUUGACUUGGUCACAUCUAUCCGCAACAAGGGGAAGCUCCUUCGGCAGAAAACAGGACAUCCAUCAGCUGACUUGAGUCCAAUGUCUCUAUCAGAUGGAAAAGCUUCAGGGUGUGAAUUCUUCACCUGUGUGUAUCUGAAUGAAAUGGGGGUCUCAUUUUAUUUCCUCACAGGUAGAAGCCAGAGCUUAUAAGGUGUCUGCACCUUUGUUUUUCUUCACGAUGGUUUAACAGAAUUUUCACGUAAUUUGGCAUUUGUUUUCAUUUGACCUUCCCUCUGCCGCCAUGUUCUGUUGAAAUGCAUGUUGUGGUCAUUUUUUUCACUGGGGUUAUGACUUCAAAUGUGUAAAAAUGUAAAUUAGCACCAGACAAAGUAAAUGAUGCAAGACAACCUUGCGCUAGUUUAAAAGAAAUCAAACAAAUCUAUAGUUUGGUAAGAAUGUAUUUUCAACCUCACAAGAAAUUUACAAAUUAGACAGUUUGUUAAAACUCAUUUCGCAA
Messenger RNA from Phyllopteryx taeniolatus (common seadragon), 1097 nucleotides. It is a transcript of the gene natd1, whose product is annotated as protein NATD1. The transcript has 3 exons. The record is from RefSeq and is a predicted model, not a curated record. Bases 111 to 446 code for a protein of 111 amino acids. NCBI's taxonomy places the organism in Eukaryota, Metazoa, Chordata, Actinopteri, Syngnathiformes, Syngnathidae.